AUGGUUCUGAGUGGGUCGCUGCCAACUUGCACGAAUAGCGGAAUUAAUAAGCCAAUAGAGAAUUUCAGAAAAUCAGAAAUAUUCAAUAAGUCGAACAGCUCUGGAAUCAGCUCCACCAACGCGCAAGUUUAUCAUCAAGGAAAUAAUAAGAAUACGAAUAUGCGAUGCUGGCCUUUCAAUAAAGACGUCAAGCCCACACAAAAUGGAAACUCAAGCGAUUCCGGAAAAGUCGACUCUCUUUUGUCCGAAAUCGAGAGGCUCAAAAACGUCAUUAUCGACAAAGAUAAAGAGAUUGAAAAGCUGAAAGAAAAGCAAAAUGAAGAACUCAAGUCGAGAGAAGAGACGAUCAGAAGAAUGCAAGACAUUAUCGACAAGUCUGUUGGGGGAAUUAUUACGCUGAAUCGGCAACAAAGCAGAGAUCAACAAAAUCAAGGCGAAAAAGGCCCUCCCAUGACCAAAUACCUCGAAAGACCAAAGAAACAACGAACUGGAAUCUCAGCAGAACCAUUCAAUGAACGAGUUAUUGUGAAUACAGAUCCAAAAGGAUCGGUCAAAAUAGGAACCAUCAGAGAGAACAUCGAAAAAGCAAUUUUCAAUUUUAUUUCGGAAAACAACUCUGAUUAA
Molecule: messenger RNA, 624 nt
Organism: Oikopleura dioica
Lineage: Eukaryota; Metazoa; Chordata; Appendicularia; Copelata; Oikopleuridae
Source: the annotation of a GenBank genome assembly